Messenger RNA from Closterium sp. Naga37s-1, 684 nucleotides. The record is from the annotation of a GenBank genome assembly. NCBI's taxonomy places the organism in Eukaryota, Viridiplantae, Streptophyta, Zygnematophyceae, Desmidiales, Closteriaceae.
AUGCACAGCAUCCUAUCGCACCAAAAUCGAUGUGACACACAACACGCCUCGAAAACGCCUAUAAGAACCUCUAUUACUCCCCGCAUAUCCCUUCCUUUUCCCACUCAUACCUUCCCUUCCCGCUUAUCCCUACCCUUCCCGCUCAUCCCUUCCCUUCCCGCUUAUCCCUUCCCUUCCCGCUUAUCCCUUCCCUUCACGCUUAUCCCUUCCCUUUCCGCUUAUCCCUUCCCUUCCUCUCCCCCGCAUCCAGUCCCCCACUGCCCCCCUUCCAUUCCCCCACUCCCCAACGCCCAUUCCCCCACUUCCCCCGUUCUUUCACCUGCUCCCCCCCCGUCCUUUCCCCCACUCUCACCCGUCCAUUCCUCCCUCCCCCCCAUCCAAUACCCCACUCUCCCUCACCCUUUUCCCACACAGGCCGAUGCCUUUUUGACCGUGCAUGCCCUCCGCUCCCAACACGCCUUUUUGUGGGAACCACUCAUCCUCCCUCCCCCCUGCUACCCCUGUCAUCCUCCCUUCCACCCUGCUACCCCUGUCAUCCUCCCUUCCCCCUGCUACCCCAGUCAUCCUCCCUACCCCCUGCUACCCCAGUCAUCCUCCCUUUCCCCUGCUACUCCUAUCAUCCUCCCUCCCCCACCCCCACUCCCCUCUCCUUCCUCCCUUCGUUCCCCACCAGGUGCACGAUAA